Gaeumannomyces tritici R3-111a-1 is the source of this 5521-nucleotide messenger RNA. Its product is annotated as WEE protein kinase. The transcript has 2 exons. Gene Ontology annotation, molecular function: ATP binding; protein kinase activity. NCBI's taxonomy places the organism in Eukaryota, Fungi, Ascomycota, Sordariomycetes, Magnaporthales, Magnaporthaceae. The coding region runs from base 944 to 4525 and encodes 1193 amino acids. The record is from RefSeq and is a predicted model, not a curated record. Gene Ontology annotation, biological process: protein phosphorylation.
CUGUCGCUCGCCCGUCCUUCCUGUCUGCCGUCCAUCAAACACCCGCGACCACCCGCGACCCGCGACUGAAGUACUCGGGGGCCUUUCGAGACUUGUCGCCGUCAUCCCAGCGGGAGAGAAUCGAGCACCGAGCAUAGUCGCUCUUGCAAGCGCUGGACCAGAGUUCCAGAGCCCAGAGUGUCGUCAUUGACAUCAUCAUUCGCCACACGGGCUGUGACUGUUUUCUCAGCGUAAACCCACGACUGCGACUGCCUGUACUUUUACCUCCAGCUCCGACCACCGCCGCGCCGCCAACGACCCGUCCCGGACAUUCCUCCCUCGACUUUGCGCGCCAGCCAACACCACAAACAGAACCAGCCAACACACACCCUCACCUCAGCGCGGGACUGGCCACAAAACAAAAACACCAGCGCCGCCCCGAAUCAUGCUGUAGAUCGGUCCAGUCGGAUCCUCCCUUCUUUCUCUCCCCCUCAUCUUAACGUGGCGCACACCCUGCCCGGCUUGCCUUCUUCGUCGCCCUACCAUCCACCAACCCAUCCUUCUUCGCUUCAUGCACGCAGGCACUUUUCACUCCUAAGAAACGGACCGUUCCAGCCCUGCGCCGCCUCUUCUCGUUGUACUUUUUGUUUCAAAAAAAUCAGAUCAUCAGAGCAGCGCUUUCCCUGAUCUGCCCCAUCACAAGCAAGCCACCACCACCGCACGAGGCGCACCUUCCUAUACCCACCGACGAUAUAGAGGUAGCUUACCCUUCCGACCGACUUCAAGCCGGCAGUUGCUUUCCACCUCUUUUCAAGUUUUCCGCUUCGCCCCUUUCGGCCUGCCUACCACCCAGCUGCAUCGUUCGCACGGGAUCUCACCCUCGGGCGCAUGCGCUGGAGCCCGCACGGCUUAAAAGCAAGCACGGGAGCAGUGUUUCGGCGUCAGACCGUCGCAUUCCAGGUCAAUGGCGUUCUCAAACUCCAGCGGGGGCACUCUGACGCUUCCAUCGCCAACAGGCGUGCACCACGUCGACGUGAGCGCUGCUGUCCGCUCUCUCAGACGGUCGCUGUCGCGCUCACCAUCGAAAUUCCACCUCAUGCGCACCGCAUCGGACAGCUCCGACAACGCGGCUAGCUCGCCUAACUCGCCGUCGCCGCAAUCGCCCUGCCCACAACAGUUCCGCAGUCAUCAGCAACAACAAUCGGUCGCGUCGCCCCACCCCGCGCCCGCAUCAACCUUCGCCCAAUCCACGCCUUUCUAUCAAUCGGCGCACGCCUCGCACACACCCGUAGGCUCGCCAUCGCCAUUUCGCUCCAACGUGAAGCUGUCGCUUCGCUCGUCGCGCCCCAAGGCCGCCUCGGCCAAGCCGUCGCGCACGCGCCCCUCUCCGCGCAGCCCACUGAAGAGGGCUCUGAGCUCCAACACCGACGCCGGCAACGCCGCGCCGCCCUCAUUUACUCCAACCCUCGACGCCUUCUCGGGACAAGAAAACAACUUCAACUCGUUUUCUCAGACUUUUGGUAACAGUGGCCGCUCCAGCGUCUUCGGGCAGAAGGCCGGGUCGCGUCACAGCAUGCAUCUAGAUCUUUCUGGCGCCUCCAAAGGCGGCACGUCGACGACGCGCUUCAUAGAAAACAAGAGCGAGACGUACCCGACGUCGACCCUCAGUCCCAUGAAGAGAUCGGAUUCCAUCAUGACGACAGAUUCCCAGGGCAGCCCCGUCGCUAAGCGGCGUAGCCUGCAUGGCAUCGCAAGCCUUGGCAUCGAUUUCAACACCAUUCUCGAUCAAACGCCACCACCACCGCCGCCGCCUCGUGCGAGCUUCGAGAUCCACGACGACAUCAACCAAGAGUACAAGCUAACGGGCUCCCCAUCACUCUUCAGCCGCGAGUUUGCUUUCCCGUCUUCUCCCACCCCUGCUGCCGUCCCCAAGCGCUCAUCUUCGCUGCGCAAGUCGACCCUGCAGCAGCGCCAUGACCCACGAUCAUCCUGGGGCAAGCGACAAGGAGAGAGGUACCUGGCUCAGCAGUCAUUCGAGGCGUCGACCCCGGCUCCGCGUGGCAAGCAGCACAGGACAUCCCUCGACCAGAUGCUUCAGCCUGAUUCUCGCGAGAGUCCCUUUUCAUCGCGUGGCCCUCUCCCUAACGCCUCUGCGCACUUUCCCGACAGGCCCCCCCACCAACCUCACCCGCUUUCGAGGACAAUCACGACUUCCUCAUCAUCUGGCUCCAGCAUCGUGGCGGACGAUUCGCCUACCCACUUCCCGCCGCCGCCGCUGCCAGUGGAUCGCACUAGGGGACCACUGAACUUUGCCAAGUCGCUCCCUGUUGGUGCUGAGAGGCCUAAUGAGCCCCUGGCUACUCCGUCGUACAAAUCGGCGAAACCGCUACAGGCCGUGUUUGCGGCGUCCACCGGACUGGUUUCCAAGAUGAACCGGAACCCGGAAAUUGACCCUGCCCAGCGCGGUGGCUCCAAGAAGAUGAUGAUGCCUGACACACCCUGCAAGACCAGGAGAGACGUGUACCAGUCAAGUCAGAACUACCCUCACAACACUUAUCCUCCCUCAUCUGGGAGUUCCCGCAAGCAGCGACGGUCCCUCAUCUCGAACCAGAGCCCCUUCAGCCCCGCGCCGAAGCCCAGCUUUACGGGGUUUGGGAGCUCCGAGAGGCCAGGCGGCCUCUUCAAGCUGCGGAGCAGUCACAGCCGCAAGAGCAGCAUGCUCAGCUUUGAUAGCGAUGGGGACGCCCAGCUGACAACUGACAUCGAGCUUCCUCCUACCCCAACCAAAGCCCUGGUCGCAGCGAAAUCUGUGUCUACGGGAGCCAUCCACUCGACGCCCCUGGGCAAUCGCCGCACUUUCGCCCCAUCUGCAUCCGCAUUUGGUGGUUCAGUUGUACGGACAACCCCGACGGAGCUGAGUGGUAAGUCACGUCUGCCUGUCAAGUUUUCUCGGGCGGAAAGGGACACUUUGGACUUGUUCGAUGUGGCAGCCUCACCGGCUGCUCACCGAACCAGGGCGUCAUGUGCCACCAUUUCACGCAUGCCUGCCGCUCUUGAGCGCAGUGUUCGGCGGGGACGGGCCUACACCACCUCGCUCGACCACGACAUGGCGCCCACGACGCCUACUCUUGGUGGCAGCGUUUUCAACACCAAGCUGGAGUUUGCUAAGAUUGGCGAUGUGUCUCCAGCGAGCCCAAAGACGCCAUCAGACGCCGGCGUUCCUCUUGAUGCCAGCCGUCUCUCAAUUUCCGGACAUGACGAGCCCGCCCGUCGUCUGGCGGUAAACCCGCCGGCCACCCCUACCACGACAACUGGGCGUGGCUCCGUCUUCGAUUUCGGCAGCCGCCGCGCCAUUACUCCUGUGAAUGGCACUGGCCCUGGUGAGAUCGACCUGGUCCUUGCCUCGCGCUUCACCAAGAUCGAGUCCAUCGGCAAGGGCGAGUUCUCCCAGGUCUUCCGCGCCUCGAGUCUCCCCGCGCCCAAGACGUUCGGUGGCAUCGCUGGCACCCCACCUACCCCUGUCGCGGAGCGUCUUUAUGCGGUCAAGAAGCUGCGACAUGCGUUUACCGGCAACAAGGACCGUGAGAACAAGAUGCGUGAAGUUGAAAUCCUGAAGGCCCUGAAGGGGUCCGACAACAUCCUCCAGUUCGAAGACAGCUGGGAGCAUCGGGGCCACCUUUACAUCCAGACCGAAUUCUGCGAGGAGGGUAGCCUCGAGAAGUUCCUGGGUGACAUUGGCCAUCUGGGUCGCCUCGACGACUUCCGAAUCUGGAAGAUUCUGCUCGAGAUCUCGCAGGGUCUCAACGCCAUUCACGACGCCGGCUUUAUCCAUCUCGACCUGAAGCCAGCCAACAUCUUGAUCACCUUCGAUGGCACGCUCAAGAUCGGUGACUUUGGCAUGGCUACCACAUGGCCUGCCGCCAGGCACGUCGAAGCCGAGGGGGACCGCGAGUACCUCAGCCCCGAGAUUCUUCAAGGCCAGGUCGACAAGCCCGCCGACAUCUUCGCCCUCGGUCUCAUCAUCCUCGAAAUCGCUACCAACUCUUUCCUCCCCGACAACGGCCCGACUUGGGUUGCGCUGAGGGAAGGCGACCUUUCUCUCGUUGACUCUCUCACCUCGGCCGAAGCCCAGGAUAUCAAGCGGGACGCACGCGGAGUGCCGUUGACCCAGGACCCCACGCCUUAUGAGGAGCUUGUGGGUGCCUUUGGCACGCCUCAGCGCGAAUUUCCCUUCGGCCGUGUUCAGCAGACCUACAACCCUAGCAACCUUUUUGGCUCGCCGAAGCGGGUCCAAGAGCCCGUCGCCCCGACCUUUAUGCGAGACUCGGCCGACCAAGGCUCGCUCGAUGCGCUCGUCCGGUGGAUGAUUCAGCCCAAGGCGGCGGCACGGCCACGUGUCCGUGAUGUCCUCGACUUCUCAUCUAUCAGCUGGGUCUCGAGGACCCGUCGGGCUCCCGCGACCGUCUUCGAGGGCAACUGGGGCCCUGAGGGAGCCGCAGCCGGCAAGCCUACUACGAACGACGACAUCGAGAUGAUGGAUGUCUGAAGCACCCAUUCCUCUAAUGGCGAAAUCACCUAACUGCCUUGGCUGCCCUGCUUGCUCCCUUGGAGAACCUAUCUUUGUUGAGAUACUGGAUAUGGCACAUGGAGAUCUGGCAGGAAGUUGUUUGACUUGUCCUUGAAUUGUUCGAGAGGAAUUUUACUGGAUAUCCUCGCGCGCAAAGGAUUAUCGCGGCUCUAUUCUGGAGGCCACGAAAGCCGGGCCGACCCGCAACAACAGCUCCAAAGCAGAGACGCUAGCACCAAUCCCCCGAUAUACAUCACCUACUAUGACGAAUUUUACGACAUACGGAGACUCGAACCCUGUGGCUCGGCUGCGGAAUAACCAACGUUGCAACAUUGCCAACUGCCUGUGCUUCGGGCCUAGCACGCAACGCACGGCAUUUACCAUCACCGCAUCACUAGGACAUGAGCUCCUCAUCCGCCUGGAAUGGCGGCUCUACACUAAUACCCACACCCAUCUCAUCUGUUUGAGGGAAAAUCUUCUUCUCUAAUACCAGGGACUGCAGCAAUGCACCGCAGUCCCUGUGUCGACAGUGGGCCCGUCUCGCCAUUACGAGGCGAAAUGCAGCUCGACACUCGACUCUUCCCACCUGGGUAUGUACCUGGUGGUAUUGUACUUUGUUACACCGGAGGCUGGGUUGGAAUUUGGUGGACCAAAACAUCAUGUACAGGAACGGUCAGGGGCAUGGUUUGGUGGGCGGUAGCAAUAACCUUGGCAUAGGUUUGCUUGUUCAUUUUCAUCUCUUCCUUUUUCUUCGCUCUUUUUCCUAUUGUCCUGGCUCAUAUUUGCUUUCUUUUCUUCUUGUCUCUGGGAAAGGAGGGACAUUGCCACCAACAUUAUAUCGCAUCUGCCCCAUCACCCCCGUCUGUAUCGGGAGGAGGUCGCUGGCUAUCAUGACUGAAUGACGGACGAUAAACGAUGAGUUAGUUAUUCUGCAUCUACCAUUUAGGACAAUAGCAGAAUCUGCUUUCUGAAACG